Messenger RNA from Bicyclus anynana (squinting bush brown), 1914 nucleotides. RefSeq lists its product as uncharacterized. The record is from RefSeq and is a predicted model, not a curated record. The coding region runs from base 74 to 1309 and encodes 411 amino acids. The transcript has 10 exons. NCBI's taxonomy places the organism in Eukaryota, Metazoa, Arthropoda, Insecta, Lepidoptera, Nymphalidae.
GCUGUAGGCCUGCCUUUACAUAAGUCUGAGCGCGCGGCGGGGACGAACGGACGGUCUACAGACGAAAAACAAAAUGGCGGUAAUAAACUUCAGAUUACUGGUGCUGUUUGCAAUAACACAAUAUUGUGGUGCAGACUCCAUUUAUAGAACGGCCCGCCAGCAAGGGCCGGCCAGCAUCUUCACCAUCGGCAACGGCGAGCAGUGUCAGGGCGGCGGCGACAAGUCCAUCGGCGGCGUCUGCCUCUCCCGGAACCAGUGCAACACGCAGGGCGGCAAGGCCAUCGGCUUCUGCGGGGUCUUCGCCACCUGCUGCUCGUUGAACGCGUGUGACAUCCGCACCAACACGAAGGUGGCGGUGUUCAUCAACCCGCCGCUCAGCAAGGAGUCGUCGGGCCUGGAGUGCUCCUACAACAUCGAGAUCAACAACAACAACGUCUGCCAGAUGAGGAUCGACUUCGAAACCUUCAACCUGGCGCCGCCCACCACGGUGGAGGCGGUGGACAAUGUGACGCAGCGGCCGGGCUACAUGUGCAAGAACGACAUCUUCCGCGUCUCCAACCUGCACGGCAACGCCGAGUCGCUGCCCUCGCUCUGCGGCGACAACAGCGGCCAGCACUUCUACGUCCGAGUCAACGCGUCCAUCAACGACCGCUCUGUGCGCUUGGACUUCAAGCUGGCAGACCGCAUCUCCCAGCCCAACCUGCCGCAAGCCACGUGGAAGAUCAAGGUCACGCAGCUCGAGUGCUUCAACACUUUGGGCAAAUAUCGCGAUGGUAUCCUGGACGCCAUCACUGCAUCACUUCCUGCUACUCCCUUCACCACCACCGCCGACCGGGAUGAGUAUCUGAUUGCGCCCCCGGGUUGUCUGCAGUACUACCCCGACCGCGCCGGGUUCUUCGAGUCCUUCAACUACAACCGCGGCGCCGGCCCUUACAUUGCCAACCUGGCGUAUGCGACGUGCUUCAAACGGUCUUCAGACGUCUGUGGCAUCAAGUUGACAGCAGCCAGCUUCGACGUGGCAUGGCAGGAUGACAGUAACCUGUAUGUGGAUACGGACUGCAAGGCCAACCCGCUGACGCAGGGGCAGGCGCACUCAGAGGAUUAUAUCUUCAUCCCCGAAGCCGAGACCGCUGACGGGUUGAGAGGAUCCAAGUUCUGCGGAAGCAGUGCCGCUAACCAGAUCAUAGCUUCCACGCCGCCGGGCCCCCUGUACGUGUACUUCCACAGCGACAACCUGGUGUCGCACGGCGUGCCCGAGGCCGGCUACCGGUUCACGUACAACGUGCUCAACAACUGCUACCUUAAGUGAAACGUCAGAGAGUCCUUUUCAUGAAAGAAGUCCCGCGACCAAAACCUGAACUAAAAUUUGACAGCGCCUUACACAAAUGACAAUAAGACCGCCAUUAAAACAUUAGCGCCGCGUCUUUCAUGAAAAGGGCUUUACAUUCGUUGAGAAGCUCAAUUUUUUUAAAUAUUUUUGUUAUGAAUCAUGAUUUAAAGAUUAAAUAUUUUUAAUGUCGAAUCAGAUAUACGCGCUGCAUCUGGAGAACUUCUUUUAUGAAAAGGACUUUACAUUCGUUGGGAAGCUCAUUUUUUUUAAAUAUACGCCACUGGUUUUUGUAACAUGUAAUGUCUUUAAGUAAAUUAAUAAUAAUUAUUGUGGAUUUUUUUAUAAAUACUAAUUUAAGAAUAAAUUCUAAAUAAUAUCACUUACUUUGUAUGUAUUUGUUAAAUCAUGAUUCGGUAGAAAAAAGCCAUAAAAAUGUUAAAUAGGUCAGAUGACUGAUUUUGUAGGUUUAAGUAAAAUAAUAGUAGGUAUUUAUAUAAUUCUGAUGCAUUUAUAAUUUAAUUUAUUGAUUAAAUUUACCUAUUAGUUUACGAUAAUACAACAAAUAAAUUAUAACUUAAGAAUCA